AUGUCAGUGAGAAGCGGAAUAUCGCAUAAUUCUGUGGAUACCACGGAAAACAACGUUGAAGAGAUGAUCGUGGGAGACAAUCCCGGAAUCGCAAUGGAGGUGAGUCAAUUGGAUACUCAGCUGUCCACUGCAUUUGAUAAUAUCAUCCUGCGACUUGAGGACGGUCUGGAUGAUCAGAUUCGUAACUUGCCUGUGUUUAAAAAACGGAACAUUUUGGAACUAGUUAAAGGCACAGUGGAAACUGCCAGGGAGAAGGCACGGUUGUCCAUUCACCUUGCUAGCCACUCGAUUUUUGAAGAGAUUUCUAUGACUGCGGAACAAUUGCGCAAUGUUUUGCCAAUAGCGAGUCGUAAUAGUAGUUUGAUGCAAACGUUAGCAGACGAAAUGGGUUGUGAAAUUCCUGAGGUGUUAGGAUUGGUAAAAGCUCGAAAUCUAGAGGUAGAUUUUCUCAAGUCGCAGAUGACUGAACGAGAAGAGAGCAUCAAGUGCCUACAAAACCUCAAUUGUCAAUUGCAGAGUCAGGUGGACGAUCUGACAGCAAGACUGGAAGUCUCACUGGGUCAGAAGCAAUCAGCCACAAGAGCCCAAGGUGAGAAAAACAACACCACGGAUUGGUCUGCUAUUAGCAAACAGCUUCUCUCAUUGAAUGGUGGUAAAAAAUCCAAUGUUCAGAACCGGCAAAUCGAGUGUCCAGUAUCGAACGCUGGGAUAGCGAAGCCCCGGAGGUCAAUCUCCAACGAACGAUCAAGUCUAUACUCGGAACCGUCUUCCAGAGGAUCGACGAUCGGUGAGUCGAGUUUCCUUUCCCAAAACUCGGAGGUGGGGGAACUUUCGGAGGCCAGCCAUAUCUCACAUGCUAUGAACGGAAUGUUCAGCGUAUUUAAAGAAGUUUUUAAAGCGCAAAGCGUGGCAGACGUCCCCAAAUAUGACGGUAAAGGCUCACUUAGCGACUUUCUGCGAGCGCUAGAGAUGAAGUACCCCGUAGCCGUUUGGUCGGAUAGAGACAGGCGUGAUGUAAUGGUCAACCAUUUAACAGGGUCGGCGCGUUCCAUCUACAAGGGCCUAGCGGAAAGCGUUAAAAAGGGUAGCUUUGCCGGGAUAGUGGAUGCACUUAAGGCAGCACGGCGUAACCCCUGUGAAAGGCUAAAAAUAAUAGAUGAAUGGGACAGACUUAGGAAGCGGAGCAGUGAAUCGGUAGGAGAUUUUUGUUGCCGCAUGGAGGAUAUAUCCAGAAAAAUCCAUCCAAGCAAUGAAUGGGAUUUCCAUCUGGCUUCAAAACUGUACUCUUGCUUAGAGCAUUGGAAAGAUUCGUAUCACUUAUUAGCUGCUCUAGAAGCACGCGAAGGAGAGAUAUACGAGUCUGUCAAAAAGGUUGCUUUGAGGCUUGAGAAGACUCAAACAGCAAGACCUGUAAGGGAAGAACCUUUCAAGAAGUUUAGUUCUUUCAAGAAGAGGAUAGUUGCCGAUAAAGCGACAACUUCCACUCAUGAUGACCGUAUUACGCAGAAAUGCUAUACCUGUGGCGGUAGCGGCCACUAUAGCGGCGUAUGCCCUAAUAAAUCAAUACCCAGAGGUGAGCCCUCUGGCCCCAAGGGUCAAGGUGCAGUUAGGAAGGGCAAGGACGGGCGUCCCCCUAGGCAAGCAUUGUCCACCUUCGUAGAGGAAUGGUGUGGGAUGGUCCGCAUUCAGAGAUCACCUGUAGAUUCAGGCACUGUAGCGGUUGGGAAGCCAACGCUAUAUGAUGCUACAAUCUUUGGAAUCAAGGUAAAAGCACUAAUAGAUACUGGAUCAGUUAUCUCCAUAUUACCAGCUGCUCUCCUUAAGCAGGCCAAAGAAAAUGGCUUUGACUUAGACAGCGAAGUUGAAAUGGUAGGUAAUGGGUGCGAACAUCAGGUGUUCGACGCUUCAGGCAACCCAAUGCAAUUUCUUGCAAUAGUUAACGCAGAAGUAAGCGUACAAGGAGCGGAUAGCAUCCGGGUAUCUAUGCAUGUCCAGAAAGGCAAGAGUAAAACCCUUCUCUUAGGAACCAAUGUUCUAGAGGCCUUGGGAAUCCAGCUACGGUUUGAGCCUAGCAUAGAUACAUCGCGGAAAGCGCGUAAUUUGCUGGAACAUGCAAAAGCGUCUAGGAGGAUGAUUAUACCACCUGGAGCUACGGCAUCCAUUGAGCUGGUAGGCUCAAAGAAGUCCGGAGAGAGAAUUUUCUGGUCUACUGACCCUCGAAUAACCUCUGGGGUAUGCCUCCUGAGACAAGGAAGUACUGAAAUUUCGGUAGCAAACCGUGAUUCCCAGACUUGGGUAGUUAAUAAGGGUGAACCUUUUGGAGAAUGGUCGGAUGAAUGGUCCAUUCUUCCUUCCAAAUCGAUAGACAUGUCAGGUGGAAUGCUUGACAUGCAAAAACAUCCAGUCCUACCAAAAUCAAAACGGUUAAAAGUUUUGAUAGAGAUGUUGCAGCAAAAUCGGAGUUCGGGGGAGUUGUCAAAAGAGCUCAUCGGUAUUCUUGGAAAGUUUGAUGAAACUUUCGCGAUUACUGAUUCUGAGCUUGAGCACACCAGCUUGGUAGAGCAUGACAUUGACGUACAGGGACACCCUCCAAUUCGUCAAAAGACAAGGCCUGUGCCUUAUAGCGUUCGGAAGAAAGUGGAUGACAUGCUUUCAGACCUUAAGGAUCGCAAGAUAAUUGAGGAGAGUCAAUCGCCCUGGGCAUCACCCAUUGUCCUGGUAGCUAAAAAGGAUGGUAGUACACGGUUGUGUAUUGAUUAUCGAGAGAUUAAUAAGGUAACAAAGAAGGAUUCUUACCCGUUACCACCCAUUGACGUAACCUUGCAAAAUUUGCAAGGAAAAAGAUGGUUUUCGUCUCUAGAUUUAGCUAGCGGUUACUGGCAAGUGCCGCUCUCGGAGAAAGCGAGGGAAAUAAGCGCCUUUACAACAACUUCGGGCUUGUUUCAUUUCAACGUUUUGCCAUUUGGUCUUACAAAUGCACCAGCGGCAUUUCAACGGCUAAUGGAUAAGGUCCUUGGGAAUCUCAAGGGAUCAGAGGUCUCAGUUUAUUUGGACGAUAUACUUAUCGCCACUGAAACUGAGCAGCGCCAUUUGGAAGUGUUGGAACAAACACUUGAAGCAUUCCGGAAGGCAAAUUUGAAGGUAAAGCCUCAAAAAUGCCGCCUAAUGGAACCCAGCUUGGAAUUUCUAGGUCAUGUUGUGGAUAAGGAUGGUAUAAAAACGAAUCCUGAUAAGGUUGGUAACAUCCGAAAGUACCCAGUACCACGCAAUAUCGCUCAGCUGCGGACUUUCUAG
Messenger RNA from Ostertagia ostertagi, 3294 nucleotides. NCBI's taxonomy places the organism in Eukaryota, Metazoa, Nematoda, Chromadorea, Rhabditida, Trichostrongylidae. The record is from the annotation of a GenBank genome assembly.